Molecule: messenger RNA, 1857 nt
Organism: Aphis gossypii (cotton aphid)
Lineage: Eukaryota; Metazoa; Arthropoda; Insecta; Hemiptera; Aphididae
Gene: Arf51F
Product: ADP-ribosylation factor 6
Exons: 5
Coding region: 668-1195 (175 amino acids)
Biological process (GO): vesicle-mediated transport; intracellular protein transport
Cellular component (GO): cytoplasm
Molecular function (GO): GTP binding; GTPase activity
Source: RefSeq, a predicted model, not a curated record
CCGCAGCAGCAGCAGUCUUUCGCUCUGGUAACACACAAAAUACAAUAUCACGAUUAUUCACUGUGUUCACAGUGAAUAGUGAUAGAAAAAAAAAAAAAAAACGAAAAGAAAAAAAUCAAACCGAAAACGGGAUAAAAAUAUCGAAGACGUAAAAGAAGAGAAGACUGCGAUAAAACGUCGUAAAAUCGAACGCGUUCCGUUUUUCAAAUUUUUGUCACCCGACGUCGAGCACAGAGUGUUUUCGUUCUUCCCGUUACCGACUUUUUUUUUUUUUUUUUUUGUUAUUAAAUUUUUAUUAGUUUUCCGCCGCCGCCGAGACGCUGACCACGACGGUUUAUUGUUGCCGGACGCCGACCGACGUUUUCGUCCCGAACCCGUCGAUUCCGUUAUCGCGCCCGAUAGAAUAUCGCGUCGUCCACUUGGCGGUUGAUACCGACGACACGGAUGUCCAUCGUCUGAGAGGAAUUGAAAUCACUCGCGAACGUGGCGCGAUCGCUGUAAAAUCAAACUGUUCAACUGUCGUCCCAUUGAUGUGGUGACGUCGAUCGAGAUGACCGAAAACCGUAAUGCUACAGUAGUUGAGUCUGCACUUCAACGUUUGGCCUAAACAACAUUCGCUGCCCUCUGUUACCGGUCCGUUGUAAAUGUUCACUGAUAAUCAAUCACUAUGGGAAAGCUGCUUUCCAAAAUUUUUGGUAAUAAAGAGAUGAGAAUACUUAUGCUUGGUUUGGAUGCAGCUGGAAAAACAACUAUCUUGUACAAAUUGAAAUUGGGUCAAUCUGUAACUACAAUACCAACAGUUGGCUUUAAUGUAGAAACAGUUAUUUAUAAAAACGUCAAAAUUAAUGUUUGGGACGUUGGAGGUCAAGACAAAAUACGUCCACUAUGGCGACACUACUACACAGGCACACAAGGUUUGAUCUUUGUAGUGGAUUGUGCAGAUCGUGAUCGUAUAGAUGAAGCUAAGCAAGAACUACAUCGAAUAAUAAAUGACAGAGAGAUGAGGGAUGCAAUCAUUUUAAUAUUUGCCAACAAACAAGACUUGACUAAUGCAAUGAAACCACAUGAAAUACAAGAAAAACUUGGACUAACAAGAAUACGGGAUAGAAAUUGGUAUGUUCAACCAUCGUGUGCUACCACAGGAGAUGGAUUACAUGAAGGCCUUGCUUGGCUCACAUCAAACUUUAAACAAUGAUACCAAAGUAUAACACAAUAUUAUACUUUAAAUAUCAUUAUAAUUUUUUUAAGGAAGCUUAGGACUAAAAGAAAUUCCGAACGUACAAAUUGAGUACAUUACUUGUUAAAUAUAUAUAAAAAUGAACAUCAUUAUUUAAACUAAGAUGUCCAUUUUAAUAAUAACUGCGCUGAGAGGACUGGCCUAAUAAAAUACUGAAUUAUUCACAACUGUUUAAAUAUUAUAAAUAUAAUUUGUAAUAUGUACUGAACAAAAUUGUCAUAAUAUGCUAAAACUGCCUAACUAUCCUUUUGAUGUGUAUAUUUGUAAAUUGAUUCCCGAUCAUUAUCAUUUAUCAGUAUACAUAUUAGCUUAAACAAUAAAAUGUAAGCAAUAUUAUUUAUAUAUACAUAUAUAAAUAUAUAUGUAUGUAAAUUAACUAAUAACGAUAUAAUAUUUGUUCUCGAGUUUAGAAUAUUUUAUCUAGGCCUGUAAAUUAGUAUAUUUAAUAUGUACUAAGUAUCAUAAUAUUUUAUACAUAAAUACAGUUCAUAAUAAUUAGGAUUUUAUUAAAAAAAAAUUGUAAUAAUAUUGUUUCAUGCGUGGAAGAAUCCUAUUUUUUAUUUUUAUUGUUAUUUAUUAUUUUGUACAAAAUAUUGAAUAAAUAUAUAUAAAAAAAAGUA